Molecule: messenger RNA, 1866 nt
Organism: Opisthorchis viverrini
Lineage: Eukaryota; Metazoa; Platyhelminthes; Trematoda; Opisthorchiida; Opisthorchiidae
Exons: 10
Coding region: 1-1866 (621 amino acids)
Biological process (GO): protein targeting to membrane; peptidyl-L-cysteine S-palmitoylation
Cellular component (GO): endoplasmic reticulum; Golgi apparatus
Molecular function (GO): protein-cysteine S-palmitoyltransferase activity
Source: RefSeq, a predicted model, not a curated record
AUGUCAGGUGAAAAAGGGCAUCUGUGCAGACCAGAAAGCCUGCUGGAUCGAGAAACUGAGUGGUUCUAUUUGCCCCUAUCUAUCCUAACCAACUGGGGUCAGUCGAUAGUGGCGCCCACCUUGAAAAAGGGUAUUCAUAGUGAGUGUGGCAAUCAUAGAGGAAUUAGUUUGACCCCCUUUUUAAAUAAGUCGUCUGCAUUGCUCACUUUGCAUCGUCUUUUGAUGAUACGUGAAGAAUUCAGGCUGGGAAGGGGUUGUGUGGACCACACUCCGUCAGAUCUGCUGUCCCGUUUGAAUUCAAAUCAUGGACUUUCUUACCAAUGCGAUGUUGUACUUGCUCUUCUGCGUUUGCCUAUGGGUUAUCUACCAAAUUCAUGGCAUUUCACGAGUAGCGGCGGUACUGGUCAACCUCGUUUGGCGUCUCGUUCGAGUGAUCAUCCCUUUACCAUUACGGAAUUCGCUCAACAGACUGGCUCAUUGGCUACUGUUCGAAAGGUACCGUCUUUGUUCCCAGAUAAUACACACUGCCUUUACCAAAUCAUCUACAUCCUGGUGGUUCUCAGUGGUCAUUGCAUCCUGUUCUCGCAAGUCAUUCCGGUUCUUUAUCGCUAUUCUGAUCGUGAGAACCAUUUGUUUUUGGUGCUGGCCUUGUUAUUCUGCAACGGAUUUUGUUAUACGAUGGUGUGUAUGAUGGAUCCUGGUGUAAUCAGCCCGCGAAACCUCCCUGUCUACUCACAAAUCUACGCGUUUGACCAUGUGAUUUAUUCACCAAAAGAGUGUAUGACCUGCCCACACAUUAUCCCGGCUCGGGCACGACACUGUUCUGUGGCACCCUUUCGGUGCCUAACUGCCAUACCACCCGAAGGAGACACGGGGGCUGGGAUACUGCCAGGUUACCCAAGCCUAGACAGGGGAAGUCGAGGGGCAGAGGUCGGGUUCGAACCACGGACCUUCCGGUCAGUAAAUUCGCCCUCUAACUACUUGAGCCAUCUCGCCCCAUCAUCACUUCCUGAUCGUCACAGAUCCCCCCUUUGGGGAGAGAUGGCUCAGUGGUUAGAGCGUGAAUCGACUGACCGGAAGGUCCGUGAUUCGAACCCGACCUCUGCCUUUCGAUUUCCCCUGUCUAGGCUUGGGCAACCUGGGCAUAUCCCAGCCCUCGUGCUUCCUUCGGGUGGCAUGGCAGCUAGGCACCAGAAGGGCGCUGAACUAGCACGUUGCGACCACUGUGUUUUUCGUUUUGAACAUCAUUGUGUUUGGACAAACUGCUGCAUUGGUGGCGAGAACUACAGCCACUUCCUCCUUUUCAUCGCAUCCUCGCUGGCUAUGGUUGUGAACGCCCUGAGGCUCGAAAUUCGAAUGCUGUGUGACUAUACAGAGCAGCAACGUUUGUGGUCUGCACAAUACUUGGGCGAGGAUGGAGAAGUGCAUGAAAUGAGCUGGCCCGCGCUCAUUCAGUGUAUCACGUCUAUUUUUCGGUUCGUCAUCCGUAAUAACCUUCCAACUUCUUUAUUGUUACAGCACCUGUUCAUGUCCUUUCCACUCGUGGUUGCUAUGGUGACUGUUCUUUGCAUAAUCGGAUUGUUUCUCGGAGGGUACACGGCAUUCCAUGCAUGGCUAGUCUGUACGAAUCAGACAAGUUACGAGUACAGUCGAAAUCGAAGGCGCUCCACGCAGCUGACAACUACCAAGACAAAUCGGAAAAUAUUUGGCGACGGAGGUCACUUUAUUAAUCCCAGCCAUUCAGCUCAUCCGUACGAUAGAGGCACCUGGUCUAAUCUGAGCGAAAUAUUCGGUUUUUCAGUUCGAAACUCACUUCGUGAACUUCGGCGACGACUUCCUGUUCAAAUGGAUUUCAAAACUCGUUAA